Molecule: messenger RNA, 4980 nt
Organism: Cavia porcellus (domestic guinea pig)
Lineage: Eukaryota; Metazoa; Chordata; Mammalia; Rodentia; Caviidae
Product: zinc finger protein 709-like
Exons: 8
Coding region: 1612-2994 (460 amino acids)
Biological process (GO): regulation of transcription by RNA polymerase II
Cellular component (GO): nucleus
Molecular function (GO): RNA polymerase II cis-regulatory region sequence-specific DNA binding; DNA-binding transcription factor activity, RNA polymerase II-specific
Source: RefSeq, a predicted model, not a curated record
GCCUCGCCCUCGCAGUGCAUGCCGGUCUUGUGCUUGGAGUCGCCAUUUUGCCACUAGAGAUGCUGUCUGAAGACCAGUGCUCUCUUCCUUCAGCGGUCUAGGCUGCAUCGGGGCCUGAGCUGGGGUCUGGGCCAGGGCAUGAAAGAUCUCAAAUGUUCUGACCUGGACCUGGAACGCAGCUCCCCAAGCAGCAGACAUGUAGUUCUUGAACAGACUGCCCGGAUCAUGGUCUGAGGGCCCCAACACGGAUGGAGGUAAGAAGGCUCUUGAUGAUUAUUGCCUGAGGCUCCUAGAUGCACUUCGUGCCACUGCUAACAAGUCUACCAAUCUGUCUCGAGUGAGUGAGCCUCCACAAUCCAGAGAACAACUGGUACUCUGUUUUGGACCUCAAGGGUGUAUUCUUCACUCUGCCCCUCACACGGGUGAGUCAGCUCCUUUUUGCCUUUGAGUGGACUGACCCAGAUUCAGAAGUGAAAGAACAGCUGACCUGGACUCACUUACCUCAGGGCUUUAAGAACUCGCCCACCCUUUUCGAUGAGGCACUAGCCAGAGAUCUUUUGAGAUUUAGGGAAGAACACCCCAAGAUAGUGCUCUGUAUGUGGAUGAGUUGUUGGUAGCCUCCUCUUCAUUAGAGACUUGUCGAGAGACAAGCAAGGAACUGUUAAAGACUUUGGGGCAAUUAGGCUAUAAAGUCUCAGCUAAGAAGGCUCAGUUGUGCCACCAGUCUGUGAUUUACCAGGGCCACAAGUUACAAGAAGGCAAAAGAACUUUGUCUAGAGAAAGAGUCCAAGCCAUAUUACAGAUAACAACCCCAGAAACUACGAAACAAGUAUGCAAGUUUCUGGGAGCUGUCAGGUACUGUAGGCUAUGGAUUCUAAAUUUCAUCAAAAUGGAUUACCUGAUGUAUGUCUCUCUUAAGGGAGAGACCCAAAAGCCAUUAGACUGGACCAAUGACCGCGAGCAGGACUUCUAAUAGCUCAAACAGGCCCUGACCGAGGCUCCAGCCCUGGGACUCCCUAAUGUUACCAAGCCAUUUACCUUGUUUAUAGAUGAACUCAUAGGCAUUGUAAAAAGAGUCUUGACUCAAGACAUUGGCCCUUGGAAGAGGCUUAUAGCCUACCUCUCUAAGAGACUCAAUACAGUAGCAGGAGGGUGGUCCCCAUGCCUAAGAAUCCUAGCCCCUGUGGUGAUGUUACUCAAGGAGGCUAAAAAACUCACUCUUAUACAAAAGAUUUCUGUGGUGACCUCCCACAGUUUAGAGACUCUUCUCAAAACCCCUCCUAAGAAAUGGCUCUCGAACACUAGAAUUUUACACUAUCAGGCUCUGCUGCUAGACCAAGAGUCAGUAGAUUUCAAGGCUUCUGCAGCUUUAAACCCAGCCACCCUUAUGCGCAAUGAUGACCCAGAGAGUCAACACACACCUCUCCAUGAGUGUGCUGACAUCCUAGAUCUACAACAGAGUCUAUGGGAUGAUCUCACCAAUGAGCGUUUGGGAGAUGCCAACAACUAUUUCAUCGAUGGAAGCAGCUUCAUCCAGAACGGCAAAUGAGUGGCCAGGGCAGCAGUGUCCACCGAAAACUUUAAAAGCCUCUUCCCCCAACUGUGAGGUGCAUGGUCUUUGGGUCAAUCCUAAGGAGACUGUGCUCCCAGGAGGCGGUGACCUUUGAGGAUGUGGUUGUGAACUUCAGCAAUGAUGAGUGGACUUUGCUGAGUCCAUCCCAAAAGAACCUCUACAGAAAUGUGAUGGGUGAAAUCUUUAGGAACAUGGCUGCAAUAGGAGGACUUGGGGAUAUCCAGGAAGCUGAAAAAGAAGGCAAAAUUUACUGGAGAUACUUAAGAAAUUACAAGCUAGGGAAAUCCUAUGGACAUACAUCUUGGAAUCAGUGUAAAGAAGUAUUCCUUUGUAUUGCAGAAGGUAAUGUGAAUGUGAAAGUAACAGAAACACACCACAAUGUUCAGAUCCAUGAAAAAUAUUGCAGUGGAGGGAAACCCUAUGUAUGCAAGCAAUGCGGGAAAGGUUUUACCACAAAUGGAAUUUGUAAGAAACAUGAAAGAAUUCACAGAGGAGAGAGACCCUACAUAUGUAAGGAGUGUGGGAAAGCUUUUACAACACGUACAUAUUGUCAAGUACAUGAAAGUCUUCACUCCAGAGAAAAACGUUAUAAAUAUAAGCACUGUGAGAAAGCUUUCAGCACAUGUACUUAUUGUGUAAUCCAUGAAAAACUUCACACUGGGCAGAAAUCGCAUAUAUGUAAGAAAUGUGUGAAAGCUUUUAGCAGUAAAAUUCAUUUUCAAAUACAUGAAAAUGUUCACACUGCAGAGAAACCCUAUGUGUGUAAGCAAUGUGGAAAAGGUUUCACCCAACUUGGACAUUGUAAGGAACAUGAAAGAAUUCACACUGGAGAGAAACCAUAUAUAUGUCAGCAAUGUGGAAAAAGAUUCACCAGAUCUGAACAUUGUAAGCAACAUGAAAGAAUUCACACUGGAGAGAAACCAUAUGUAUGUAAGCAAUGUGGGAAAGCUUUUAACACACAUGCAAGUUAUAAGGUUCAUGAAAGAAUUCACACUGGAGAGAAACCCUAUGUAUGUAAGCAAUGUGGGAAAGCUUUUAGAACACAGGGAGAAUGUAAGAAUCAUGAAAGAAUUCACACUGGAGAGAAACCAUAUGUAUGUAAGCAAUGUGGGAAAGCUUUUACCAGACCUGGACAUUGUAAGGAACAUGAAAGUAUUCACACUGGAGAGAAACCAUAUGUAUGUAAGCAAUGUGGGAAAGCUUUUACCAGACCUGGACAUUGUAAGGAACAUGAAAGAAUUCACACUGGAGAGAAACCAUAUGUAUGUAAGCAAUGUGGGAAAGCUUUUAACACAAGUGCAAAUUGUAAGGUUCAUGAAAGCAUUCACACUGGAGAGAAACCAUAUGUAUGUAAGCAAUAUGGGAAAGCUUUUAAAACACAGGGAGAUUGUAAGAAACAUGAAAGUUCACAUUCAAUAUAAAACCAGUGUAUAUAGGCAUCAUGAGAAUGGUUUCAGCACAUGUACAUAUUGCAUAAUGCAUGAAAAUUUUCACACUGGGCAGAAAACUUACAUAUGUAAGGAAUGUGGGAAAGGUUUCAGGAGAAAUGCUCAUUGUCCAAUACAUUAUAAAAUUUACAUGAUUGAAAAACCCUGUGUAUGUGAAGAAUGUGAGAAAGCUUUCACCACACAUUGAUUUUGUAAAAUACAUCAAUGACUUCACACUGGUGAGAAAGCCUAUGUACAUAACAAUGUGACAAAGCUUUUACUGCAUAUAGUCAUUGCAAAACACAUGAAAGAAUUCACACUGGGAAGAACCACUGGCUAUGUAAGCAAGUGGAGACAUUUUCAGCAGCCAGAUUGUAAGUGAAAUACAUGAAAAAACUCACACAAGAGAUAAUUCCUAUGUGUUAUGGGAAUACUCUCAGCAUACUUGAUCAUUGUUACAUAUCUGAAAGAGCUCACUGGGCAGAGAUGCUAUGGGAUUAACAAUGUGAGAAAUAUGGUAAUCCAUGUUUCUUGUUAAAUACUUAGAAAAAGCAUCACUGUUCAGACAGUUUACUUUAAAAAUCCCAAGGAGACCUGAAGAAAUAAUCAAUACAGAAGUUUGAUGUCAAUAUUUCUUCACAAAUAUUCCAGAAAUGACAAAUCUGAGGUGGAUCUCUACUCAAUUGCAUAUGUUUUUUGAUUUUCAGUUAAUCACUGUACCUCUCUAGAUUUUUUAAAGUGUUUUUGUGCUUCAACAUGGCAUCUUGUAAUUAAACAUGCUAAACUGAAAUGGGCUUUUUCACUUUCAAGUAUGGAUAGUGCCUAUGUACUUAAUAUUUUGUCUUUAAAACUUAAAUUUUAUAUUUUUUGGUGAAUUGUAAUGUUGUUUAUUUAAAGAGAAAAAAUGUAGAAAUAAUACAGAAUUUCAGAAAAAUAAACAAUAAGAAAUCACUAGUUGACUAGUAUCAUAUUGUCAUCUUAGAAGUAGUUGUUCAAGUUACAAAUUUAAAGCAUACAAAGUGAUAUUCAAAUAAUGACACUAUCAACAGUUCACCUCAAUGAUCCACCAAAAAGUUUUUAAUAUGCCUAUCUGUCCUACACAAUUUUUUUUCUUAAAGAGGGUAAGAUUAAACAUGGCGAAACAGAGCAGAACAGUUCAUAAGGAAACAAGUUAAGGAAACACAGAUUUCAAAGCAAGUCCACUGGAAUUGUUCACUGUCUAUCUUACUGUCUCUAUUUUUCUUCCAAAUAGUUGUUCCCAUCCUCACACACAAUGAAUAUAUACUGAAUAUUAUAGAACUAAUCAAAUAAUUACAGGAUGAUGCAGGCUUUUUCAAUAUUCAAGACUGAUUUUGGGGAAGUCGAUAUUGACUACCAUAAUGUCUCUCAUUCUCUUCAUAGUAGCUGUCUUUAUCUUUAUGUAUGCUGAAAUGGAACACAAGAGACUAGACUAAUAUCACUCUGAACAGUGAAUAAUAGUAUCCUGAGAAGGAGAAAGCUGAGGAAUUGCCUAAUAAAAGAAGGCAGAGGACAUUGUUAAAAGUGUAUCAGGACUUAAAAGCUAAAGUAGUCUUGUUGUUCUGUUUAGUUUAAUUAUAUUUUGUUCUGGUCUGUCUACUCAUAUUAGAUUUGAGGGCACAGAGAGAUAACCCAAAAAUAUCAGGUUAUACCAUGGUAAUUAUCCUUAAUUUCCUAUUAACUAAAACUGAAUACCUAUAUUACUUACAUUGUCUUCUAUGACUGAUCUUCUUUGAAGCUGGAUUGUUUCAAUGUUAUUUGGCCUUGAGUGAUUUUAUUCACAUUUGGUAUGCUUGUUGGUAUCAAGUUCAAGAGCAGAGGCAACUACUCUGAAGAUGGAAAGAUGUAAAAGAUAUCCAUUGGUGUGCUGGGGAUUUAGCUCAGUGGCUUAAGCACCUGCCUGGCAAGGGUGAGGUCAUGAGUUUGAUUUCCAGAGCCAAAAAAAUAAAUGAAUAAAAGAUA